This is a messenger RNA of Myodes glareolus (Bank vole), 428 nucleotides long. It is a transcript of the gene Atp5f1e, whose product is annotated as ATP synthase F1 subunit epsilon. Gene Ontology annotation, molecular function: proton-transporting ATP synthase activity, rotational mechanism. Gene Ontology annotation, cellular component: mitochondrial inner membrane. The record is from RefSeq and is a predicted model, not a curated record. NCBI's taxonomy places the organism in Eukaryota, Metazoa, Chordata, Mammalia, Rodentia, Cricetidae. Gene Ontology annotation, biological process: proton motive force-driven mitochondrial ATP synthesis.
CCCGCCUUUUCCGGUACUCAGGCGCCCUGACCUUCCUGCCGCCGGUCCCAGCUGAAGAGACUCUGAAGCAACCCCGCGGCUCUGCCCGACGCGUCCGGCUCGCGACACCAUGGUGGCGUACUGGAGGCAGGCUGGACUCAGCUACAUCCGCUUCUCCCAGAUCUGUGCGAAAGCAGUGAGGGAUGCCCUGAAGACCGAGUUCAAAGCUAACGCCGAGAAGACGUCCGGCAGCAGCAUAAAGAUCGUGAAGGUGAAGAAGGAGUAGCCGGCACUGGCUAAAGCAGGAACUGCCGAGUCGUCACAGUGAAGACAUGUGGGUACCUGCUAUGGCAGAUUGAAAUCACCCUCACCUCCUGGGGACAAAACUGCCCUUGUUGAUAAAUUGACUAUGCCAAUAAACUGACAUGGUUCAUGUCUGCUGGGUUUCA